Molecule: messenger RNA, 1310 nt
Organism: Saprolegnia diclina VS20
Lineage: Eukaryota; Oomycota; Saprolegniomycetes; Saprolegniales; Saprolegniaceae
Exons: 1
Coding region: 90-1166 (358 amino acids)
Source: RefSeq, a predicted model, not a curated record
UAGCAAUCCAUACCACAGUCCCACACAUCUGGGACGCAUGGCCGACGACCUGGCACCUUGCGGAUCGCAGCGGCCGAUGGCAUUUCAGCAUGAAGCUGGUCGACGAGCAGGACCCGAAGCGCGCGCUGGCGCUGCUUCUCCUCCUCGUGCUGGCCUCGCUCAUGACCAUGAGCGUCCUCCAGGAGACCAUGACCACCGAAGCCGGUCCACUGCGCCACGAGCUGCCCGACGAGCCGACGAACGAGCUGCCCGACGAGCCGACGAACGAGCUGCCCGACAAGGUCGUCUUGGCUGCGCCAACGGCGGAGCCCUCGUCAAUCGCGCCGUCGCCCUCACCGACCGAGCUCGCACCCUCGUCAUCCGAGCCCGCACUCGCUUCAUCGGCGCCGUGGGUCCAGGCGACGCUGGGGCCCAAGCCGUGGCUGCCGACCGACAAGGCCGGCGACAUGUACCCCGUGGACCCGGCCGGCAAGAUCAAGUGCGUCGCGCUUCGAACAGGCCACCUCGUCGAGCACUUUAUCAACCCGACCGACUGCUACACGGAGGACGAUCGUCGGCAGAUGAUCCGCGCGUUGGUCUACACGCUCAUCGACGCGUUUGACGCCAACGGGAUCGAGUACUGGCUCGAUUCGGGCACGCUCCUCGGGUCGGUCCGGCACGGCGGCUUGAUCCCGCACGACUUGGACGCGGACUUUGGCUUGACGCAGGCAUCGUUUGCGCAGCUGCGGCGAACCAACCUGACGUUUCCAUCGCGCUACGAGCUCUUUGUCAACGACAGUCAGUUCUAUCGGCGCGGCCCGUACCCGUACCUCCCCGGGCGCUUCACCGACACGACCAAGGGACUGUACAUUGAUUUGUUUGAGUUUUUGCCGUCGACAAAGCGGAUCGAGCACGUCGUUUUGCCAGCCGCCAACUCGUCGAUGACGCAGCUCGAGGAAGCGACGACGGUCGAGGUGCCAAUGCUGGGCCCCGCGGCCUCCAACUGCUGGUGGGCGUGCAAGAACUGCCCGGCGCCAAUGCACUUUCUUGUCCCAAGCGACUGGGUCUUUCCGCUUGUCCGCUGCAAAUUUGACGACCGCAUGACGUGGUGCCCACACCAGACAACAGCGUACCUUCAAGUUCUCUACGGCAACGACUUUAUGACGCUCAAGCACAGUGCGUCGUAGCCUCGCUCGAGUUCGUUUUUACCGUAAUUUGCCGUCACAGAAGCGUUCAAUUGGUUGACUGUCGGUGCAUUUUGCGAGGUCGACCCCCAGCAUGCAAAUGCACGCCAACAAAUCUUUGGAUCGAUUGUACAUACGUGUCGUUUG